This is a messenger RNA of Pelecanus crispus (Dalmatian pelican), 1425 nucleotides long. The record is from RefSeq and is a predicted model, not a curated record. Lineage: Eukaryota; Metazoa; Chordata; Aves; Pelecaniformes; Pelecanidae.
UGGGACAGUGACCACAUCUACCUGAUCAUGGAGUUCUGUGCUGGGGGGGACCUCUCCCGCUUCAUCCGGAUGCGCAGGAUCCUCCCCGAGAAGGUGGCACGUGUCUUCCUACAGCAGCUUGCCUGUGCCCUGAAGUUUCUCCAUGACCACAACAUCUCCCACCUGGAUCUUAAGCCACAGAACAUCCUCCUGAGCGCCCCGGAGAACCCCCAGCUGAAGCUGGCAGAUUUUGGAUUUGCGCAGCACAUGUCGCCAUGGGAUGAGAAGCACGUUCUGCGGGGCUCCCCACUCUACAUGGCCCCCGAGAUGGUGUGCCGCCAGCAGUACGAUGCCCGGGUGGACCUGUGGUCGGUGGGCGUCAUCNNNNCAGAAGCGCUUUUCGGGAGGCCACCCUUUGCCUCCCGCUCCUUUGCUGAGCUGGAGGAGAAGAUCCGCAGCAACCGGGCUGUUGAGCUGCCCAGCCGGCCCCUGCUCUCCCUGGAGUGCCGGGAUCUCUUAGGACAGCUCUUGGAGAGGGACCCUUUGAAACGCAUCUCCUUUGAGAGUUUCUUCACCCACCCUUUCGUGGAUAUGGAGCACGUCCCUGGCCCCGAGAGCCUCUGCAAGGCGACCAACCUGGUGGUGGAGGCGGUGAAGAAGGAUCAGGAGGGGGAUGCCUCUGCUGCCCUCUCCCUCUACUGCAAAGCCCUGGAGUAUUUUGUGCCAGCUCUGCACUAUGAAAGUGAUGCUCGCCGGAAAGAAGCCAUCCGUGCCAAGGUGGGGCAGUACAUCUCCCGAGCGGAGGAGCUGAAGGCAUUGGUCACCUCCAGCAGCAAGAGCCUCCUGCAGCAAGGGAACCCAGCCAGAGAGCUCCUUAAAGAGAUGGCCAAGGACAAGCCUCGGCUCUGCGCUGCGCUGGAAAUGGCUUCCGCCGCCAUCGCCAAGGAGGAGGAAGGCAAAGAUGAUGGUGACACCCUGGAGCUUUACCAGCAGAGCCUGGGGGACCUGCUGCUCCUCCUGGCCGCGGAGCCUGCAGGGAGGCGACGGGAGCUGCUCCACGCAGAGAUCCAGACCCUGAUGGCCCGUGCUGAGUACCUGAAAGAUCAGAUAAAGAUGCGGGAGGCGCAGUCCAUGGGCAAGGAGGCACUGGCAGAGCCUGUCCGGAGCAGUGAGUCCCUAUCUCUAUCCCCUCUGAUCCCUUCAGAGGGGGCUUGGUGGAAAGGGCCUGGGGAAGCGGCCCGCCUCGUGGCUGCAGUCCUGCAGCAGGGAAUAUCCCUACAGCUGCUGCAGCCAUGGGGAUAUUCCUGCCUGUGGCCUGUACCUUGCAGUGAUGCCCGGGAGCCAGCCGGCGGGAUGCAGCUCACCGCCCUGGCACUGCUGUGCAAAGAGAUGCCAUCGGUGGGGUGGAGGAAAGAUGAGGCUUUCGUCUCAACUGCAUCGGGGUAA